Cebus imitator (Panamanian white-faced capuchin) is the source of this 408-nucleotide messenger RNA. RefSeq names its product NHL repeat containing 4 (gene NHLRC4). Lineage: Eukaryota; Metazoa; Chordata; Mammalia; Primates; Cebidae. The record is from RefSeq and is a predicted model, not a curated record. Gene Ontology annotation, molecular function: protein binding.
AUGUCGGGCCCUGCUUGGGAGCCCCUGGUCCCGGCUUCCAGGCUGGGUCUGGAGGGCCUGUGCUGGGUGGGCCCGGGGCCUGACGGGGGCUUUGCUGUGUGUGAGUUUCAGGAUGUGCGGCUGUUUGACAGUGCCCACCAGCCACUGGGCUCCCUUGGGGGCUGGACAGGGCACACUUUUGGCUGCCCAGCGGGCAUCUGCUCCAACUCAGAGGGUAACAUUAUUGUGGCAGAUGAGCAGAGGCGCCAGGUGACCCUGUUUCCCCGAUCUGGGCCACCCAUCCGCCUGGUGUCACAGCGGCUUGGGCAGCCCUUGGGAGUGGCCUGUGCACCCCAGGGCCAGCUCCUGGUGGCCAAUGCCAAGGACAACUCCAUCAAGGUGUACCAGGGCCUCAAGGAGCUGGCCUGA